Neurospora tetrasperma FGSC 2508 is the source of this 1552-nucleotide messenger RNA. RefSeq lists its product as uncharacterized. Gene Ontology annotation, biological process: zinc ion transmembrane transport; intracellular zinc ion homeostasis. The record is from RefSeq and is a predicted model, not a curated record. The coding region runs from base 1 to 1284 and encodes 427 amino acids. Gene Ontology annotation, molecular function: zinc ion transmembrane transporter activity. Gene Ontology annotation, cellular component: membrane. NCBI's taxonomy places the organism in Eukaryota, Fungi, Ascomycota, Sordariomycetes, Sordariales, Sordariaceae. The transcript is spliced from 3 exons.
AUGGCGGUGGGCAUAUCGCGGGCCAAGUGCCUGAUGAUGCUCUUCGCGUUGGCCUCCAUUGCUGUUCUCCAAGUUUAUGCGCGGGGUACGCACGAGAAGUACGGGAUGGAAAGGAAAGCGAGUCCUUCGGACAUGAGCUUGGAGGAGCUGGAUGGGUUGUUGCAGGAUUGCCCAGUAGUCCAAGCCCUCUCCGCCGAAAAGGUCAUCGCGCACGCGCACCAGUCCUCCUCCGCCACCGAGCGCCUCUUUGCCAUCCUCUUCCCCGGCUCCCCCGCCGUCAACGCCAUCCUCGCGACCCUGUACAUCUCGGGCCCGCCCAACUUUCUGCUGGCGCUGUGCCCGACCAACAUCGACCCGUCUUCGCUGUCUGUCAUGGUUGCCUUUGCCGUGGGCGGCCUGCUAGGCGAUACCCUGUUCCAUCUGCUUCCUGAGAUCUUCAUUGGCGAGGAUAGCCACGAGAGCGCAAAGUUUGUGCUAGUAGAACCAAACAGGAACUUGCUGCUGGGCCUUGCGAUCUUGGUUGGGUUCAUGACUUUUGUGGCUAUGGAUAAGGGCUUGAGGAUCGCCACGGGCGGGGAAGGAGGGCAUGAUCAUUCUCAUGGACAUUCCCAUGGUGGUCAUUCGCAUGAGCACGGCGCAGCGACUGGUGUUGACGUGGCCAAGAAGGGCGAUGCGAAGAACAGGAAGGGUGAGAAGAACGAGCUGAAGAAGAAGGAUGUGGACGCUCAAGAGGAGGAUGACAAGAAGGAGGUUAACCCCUCUGCGAAGCUGGGCGGCUAUUUGAACUUGAUCGCCGACUUCACCCACAAUAUCACCGACGGCCUCGCCAUGUCCGCCUCCUUUUACGCCUCUCCCACCAUCGGCGCAACCACCACCGUGGCCGUCUUCUUCCACGAGAUUCCCCACGAGGUCGGCGACUUUGCCCUGCUCGUCCAGUCCGGCUUUUCCAAGCGCCAGGCCAUGGGCGCCCAGUUCGUCACGGCCAUCGGCGCCAUGCUCGGCACUCUUAUUGGUAUCGCCGUGCAGGAAUUCGGUGGUAGCAGCGGCUCCAGCGAGGCGGCAAUGGGCAUGAAGGAGGGUAUUUGGGGAACCAGCUUAACCUGGGGCGACAUGCUUUUGCCGUUCACGGCAGGUACGUUCCUGUAUGUGGGCACGGUCGCGGUCAUUCCGGAGUUGUUGGAGACGGGCAAGGAUAAGGCCAAGGAGUUGAAGAAGACACUGGUGCAGUUCGCGGCUAUUGCGGUGGGGGCGGGGAUUAUGCUGUAUAUCUCGUGGCAUGAUUGAGGGCGCUGGGGAUAGACCAUUAAGGGUUUGUUCCUUUUGGUAGGGUUAAGUCAGGGGGUUGUCGUUAUGGGUCAGAUGUUUCGAGAACUGUCCACCAUUUGUCUUUAGAGAUAUGUGGGUAUGGUGUGCUUGUUAACGGUUAUCAACGGUCUGGAAAAGACUUGUCGGACAUGUUGAACUACAUGAAGCCCGCAGGGUCAAAGGCUUCGUAAUUACCUCUGGUAAUGGUAAUGGUAAUAGACAUUAUCACAAUCUCAACCCGGUGCUG